UCCGUUUGAAUAUUAGCUGGUAGAACAGGUUCUUUUUUAGUUCCCGUGCUUCUUUUGUGAUUGGAUUGCUUAAUUUCAGUGAGAAUGUUAAAACUGUUUAUCUUGAAAUAUAAGUCAGCCACACCAUAUUCCGAGUGAGCAGAACCGACCUGGACAGUUCAGCUUCUAAAGAAAUUGGAAUCUAAGAGCCACAAAGCAGGAUAACCACACUGAGAAUGGGAUCACUGUUGAUUAACGAGAUGCGAAUGUUGAUCCCUUUCUUCAUAACUGCCUGCAUCUACAUAGUCAUCAGCCAGGACUCUUCGAUUUCACUUUGGGUGCGGGCACCGAGCAAAGUCUUGCCAAUCAUCUGUUUGUGCAUUUUGAUUCUGAGUUAUGGAAAAGGGUUCAUACAUCAUCACCACAAAGUUUGGAAACUACUCGCAGGCCUCUUCUUUUCAGCAAUGGGUGACUUGCUUCUGGUCGAGCAGAAUCUUAAGAUUUUCAUUGGAGGAGCGGCAAUGUUUGCUCUAGCCCACUGCGCCUACACGUGGGCCUUCGGAUUCGAGACCCUGAACCUUCGAGCAGGAGGGUUCGUUGCUACUGCGGUCGCUCUGGGCUUGGGCAUUCUCAGCAGGUGCUCCACCACACUUGACCUCCUGCUGCUCAGCCUCUACUGCAGCCUGAUUGGGGUCAUGGCUUGGCGGGCCAAUGCGGAGAUCCUGUUUCACCAGAAGAAGUCUCCGGCGAAGCUGGUCGGCGCAGUAGGAGCCUGGUUCUUUAUGGUAUCGGACCUGACAUUGGCUGUAAACCUGCUGUGCUUUCCUGUGCCAUUUCAGGAUGUAAUUGUCAUGACCACCUACUAUACAGCACAAAUGCUUAUUACCAUGUCUAUUGUAAAAGUUAGCAACAACAAGAAUGACUAGGUUGCCUCUGUUUAGUUACGCAAUAGAGAUUUCUUUUGAUGUUACAGUGCAUUUGAUACUUUUAGCAAACACCGAUGGAUUAUAAAUAUUUAAUACAAAUCUCCCACUUGUUACCUGUACAUAUACCAAUAGAGUCAUAGAUCUAUAGGGUUCUAUAGCAUAGAUACAGAUGUUUCGUCCCACUGUCUUGUGCCUAUCUAUACUAAUCCUAUUUGCCUGCUUUAAUUCCAUAUCCCUCUAUGUUCUGCUCUUUCAAGUAUCUGCCCAGAUGACUUUAAAUUUUCCGACUGUUCCCUGCCUGCACCACCUCCUCUGGCAGUUCAUUUCAUAGGCCGACUGUUCUUUGGGUGAAAUAUUUCCCCUCGGAUCCCUAUUAAACCUCUUCCCUCUCACUCUAAACACAAGCCCUCUACUUAUAGGCAGCCCUACCCUACAGUUUUAUAUGCCUCUCUUUCGUGCCGAUUCUCAGCCUUCUUCGUGGCAGGGACAGCAGACCUGUACUACCUAAGCAGAAUGCUGGAGGAAGUCAGCAUCUAUGGAGAGACAUUUCAGGCUGAGGCCCUUCAUCAGGACUGAUUUAAACUUCUUAAGGGUAGGCACCCUUGGAAGAGACUUUGCAGAGUAGCAGUCCAAUCACAUUAUACCCACACUCUCAAUAUAACUCAGGUCCUUCAAACCAAGAACACUCUUGUGAAUAUUUUCUGCGCCCUCUCUAGCUUGACCGCAUCUACGAGGGGUGAUUGAUAAUUUGGAGGCCUAUGAUAGAAGGAGUCAAUUUUAGAAAACCUAGCACAUUUAAUUUUCCUACAUUUACACACUUAGUCCAGCAGUCGUGGAGCAUACGGAUCCCUUCUUUGUAGAAGUCGGCGUCUUGGACCUCCAGAAGUGGUCCACAGCAGGGGUGAUUGAUAAGUUCAUGGCCUAAGGUAGCAGGAGAUGAGUUAUUAACUUCAAACUUUCUGCAUUUUCACUCAAAGAGUUGAGCUGCAUGUGCAUGUAACGGGAGCUGUAUAACUCAUCUCUCUCUACCUUAGAUGCUCUCGUUACAUGCAUGUGCAGUUCAACUCUGAGUGAAAAUGCAGAAAGUUUGAAGUUAAUAACUCAUCUCCUUCUCCCUUAGGCCACAAACUUAUCAAUCACCCCUGCUGUGGACACUUUCUGGAGGUCCAAGAUCCGUAUGCUCCAUGACCACUGGAUUAAGUGUGUAAAUGUAGGAGGGGACUAUGUUGAAAAAUAAAUGUGCUAGGUUUUCUAAAAUUGACUCCUUCUACCUGACGCCACAAACUUAUCAAUCACCCCUUGUAUAAUGCGGCAAUGGGAAAUGCACACAAUAUGGCUUAGCCAACGUUUUGUUUAGCUGUAACGUCAUGUACCAACUCUUGUGCUUAAUGCCUCAACCAGUGAAGGCAAGCAUGCCAGGCACCAUCUUCAUAGACAAAACAAUACAGCACAGUACCGGCCCUUCGGCCCACAAUGUUGUGCCGACCCUUAAACCCUGCCUCCCAUAUAACCCCUCACCUUAAAUUCCUCCGUUUGUGUGUACCCCUCAGUCUCUGUUCAACUAACCUGGGUAACCUUCCCGAAAUGCAUCACUUUGCGCUUGUCUGAAUUAAAUUCCAUUUGCUACUUCCUACAUUGUUGCAUCCUUUGACAACCUUCUUCGUCGUCCACUGAGCCACCAACUUAACAGAUAUGGGAACAGUGGACCCAGCAUCAAUUCCUGCGGCACACCACUGGUCACAAGCCUCCAAUCUGGCAAACACCUCUCCACUACCACCCUCUGAUUCCUUCCACCGAACCUAUUUUGUAUCUAAUAGGCUAGCUCACCUGGGAUCCAUCCAGGUCAGUUUACGUAUACAGAACGUCAUCAGAGGCCUUGCUGAAGUCCAUGUAGCCCAUGUUAUUUCACUUGGGCCACCUCUUCAAACAGCUCAAUCAGAUUCUUAAAGAAAGAUUUCUCACACAAAAAGCCCAACUGAUUGUUCCUGAUCAGUCUUGGUCUUUCCGAAUUCAAAUAAAUUCUGUCUUUCAGAAUCCCUUCCAAUAGCUUUCUGAAGUAAGGUUCCCUGGUGCCCUCCUUAAAUAAGGACACAGCAUCAGCUAUGCUCCAGCCUUCUGGCACCUUGCGUGUCUUCUUAACUCCUACAUCCACGGAAACUCAGUUUGAUAAAUGGGGAAUUGUGUGUACAGUGUGCACAAGAUCAUGUUCAUCCAUCAGUCUUCUUCCUUUGUAAGGCUGGAAAAGUGGGAAUACUCAAGAUUAAUAACUUUGAAACUUUGGCAUCUUUGGUCUUGUUUUAUUAUUUACCCAACUUAUCCCUCGCUGUCCAACAACUGCCUUCAUCUAACAAGCUGGAUUUCAAAUGCAAGAUCUUAUCCAAUUUGUACAAGUCUAUUUCCUAUCCUAUAAUUUGUUCUCUUUGAAUUUUGUUGCCAAUAUAAUUAAAAGAGACUUUUUUUACCUCUGUUAUCAGAACCCCAUGAUAGUGCUGGCAACAUAAGGUGCAGAAUACAAAAUGAAAUAUAUAAACUAACUUUGUGAGUGGUCCUAGAGCCAUUCAUGGUUCAGGACAAUAUAACUUGGGUGUGGUUACUUUCUCUUUAAGGAGGGACAUUCUUGCUAUUGAGGGAGUGCAGCGUAGGUUAACAAGGUUGAUUCCUGGGAUGGCGGGACUCAUAUGUUGAAAGAUUGGAGCGACUGGGCUUGUAUACACUGGAAUUUAGAAGGAUGAAAGGGGAUCUGAUUGAAACAUAUAAGAUUAUUAAGGGAUUGGACACGCAAGAGGCAGGAAACACAUUCCCGAUGUUGGGGGAGUCCAGAACCAGAGGCCACAGUUUAAGAAUAAGGGGUAGGCCAUUUAGAAUGGAGUUCAGGAAGAACUUCUUCACCCAGAGGGUUGUGGAUCUGUGGAAUGCUCUGCCUCAGAAGGCAGUGGAGGCCAAUUCUCUGGAUGCUUUCAAGAAAGAGUUAGAUAGAGCUCUUAAAGAUAGCAGAGUCAAGGGAUAUGAGGAGAAGGCAGGAAUGGGGUACUGAUUGUGGAUGAUCAGCCAUGAUCACAUUGAAUGGUGGUGCUGGCUCGAAGGGCUGAAUGGCCUACUCCUGCACCUAUUGUCUAUUGUCUUCAUUGUUCUGGCUAAUAAUCUGGUAGGUGCUCAUGCAUAAACUUGUUGUGGGUUUUUCUUCUCUUUUCUCGGCAAAUCUAAAAUCUUACUUUGUGUUACCUCAUCUUUAUUAUGAUAUAUUACAGUGAAGAUAGAUUGCAAAAAUAGUUUGUAAAUGAAUUUUGCUAAAUAAAGAAUCAAAUUUGGUGAA
Messenger RNA from Hypanus sabinus (Atlantic stingray), 4218 nucleotides. Its product is annotated as lysoplasmalogenase-like protein TMEM86A. The coding region runs from base 216 to 905 and encodes 229 amino acids. The transcript is spliced from 3 exons. The record is from RefSeq and is a predicted model, not a curated record. Gene Ontology annotation, cellular component: membrane. NCBI's taxonomy places the organism in Eukaryota, Metazoa, Chordata, Chondrichthyes, Myliobatiformes, Dasyatidae.